AUGGCAGCUUUACAGAGCAUAAGCGCUCUGCUACAACAAAGCUCAAUCGAUGAUCAUGACGAAAUUAUUAAGGCUUGCAAUGCAGCCCUGAAAAAGUCUAAGACCGAUCUUGAGGCGCAGCAUGUCAAGGCCGUGGCUCUCAUCAAACAGGACCGUUUUGACGAUGCGGUUCGGGUGAUUGAAGAUGGAGGUGAUGCCCUGAAAAAAAGAGCUUCUUUGGAAUGGGCGUACGCUCUAUAUAAGAAUGGGAAGCUUGAAGAAGCCAUUGAAGCAGCAGUAGCUUCCGAUGGGAGAGGGGCAAAGCAUUUGGAGGCACAAGCUGCAUACCGACUAGAGGAUUUUCAACGUACCAAAGAUACGUAUGAUGAGCUAUAUAAAAAUCGCAAUGCCUCUGCGCAAGAACACACCGACCUUCGAAUCAAUAUGACUGCCACUCAAGCCCAGCAGCAAUGGGCUGGGAAGUCAAAUUCUCCACAAAUUUCAAUUUCCAGUGACGAGGACCUGGACGCUUUUGAAACAACGUAUAAUGUUGCUUGUGAGCUUAUUGGUAGAGGGGAGUUGUUGCAGGCCCAACAAUUGCUUAAGAGAGCGAAAGAACUUUGCAAAUCUUCCCAGGAUCUAUCGCCGGAAGAGAAAAGGGCUGAGUUGGUUCCCAUUGCCCUCCAAGAAUUAUACGUCACGCAGCGACUGGGUAGGGUAGAUGAAUUCACUACCCUCCUUCAAGAUAUAGAAAUUUCCGAAAUACCUGAAUUAUCGACAAAAAGAAUUGCCCAAAAUAACAUUCUUUUAGCAUCACAGCAAAGCCUUAACCCCUUUUUGCAGCACAAACUAUUCCAUGAAACACCUAAUCCCAGCGAUAGUGACAAGUUGUUUCGGUUUCAAAGCAGGGUACUUAAUCAAAACUCGAACAUUAUUGAGCUUCUUGUUCACAAAUCUGAUGGUGUUGUGCGGUCAACAUUGAAACUUCUCUCGCAGCAAAAAUCUGCGACAUUGUCAGAAAACGCAAAUUCUCUGUCAGUUUUGAAUGUUGCAGCACAGACGCAAAAUGCUACAGGACAAGCUGCUAUCAAAAUAACAUUGUCUAUGCUGUCAAAACGGCCACAAGAUGUUGGGCUUGUUCUCCUUGGUGUUCAGUUAUACAUCUGUGAAGGUAAUGUCAGCUGUGCAGUAUCUAUUCUAGAAAGGUUCUUGAAACAUCUGGACGAAUCAAUAUCUGAAGAAGAUCAAGAAAUACGGUUCAAUCCUGGUUUGAUUAGUGUUCUUGUCGCCCUUUACAAACACCAAGGACGCGAACGGCAAAUCAAGUCAGAGCUUGCCAAAGCCGCCACAUUUUGGCGCCAGCACCCAGAAAAAGAGCAGCCGGUAUCCCUUCUACGAGCAGCGGCAUCUUCACUUCUUCAUUCCUAUGACCAUUCAGAGUUUCGCACUGCAACCGAGCUAUUCGACACACUACAUGCUAUUGACCCAACAGACCAAAUUGCAACAGCCGGCUUUGUUGCAUCCAAUGCUAUUUCAUCCCCAUCCAAGAUUAAAAACGAACCGUCCAAUCUCUCAUCAAUUCCAGACUUAAUAUCAGGUCUUGAUGUUGCCGCCCUCGAAGCAGCCGGAAUUCCUUCUACUACCACCACCGCAACCUCAGGCUCCACGUCACGUAAACGGAAGGCUGAAGAUGAGAAGAAACAAAAUGUUCCCAAAAAGAAACGAAUACGCAAGUCUCGCCUACCUAAGGACUUUGACCCGAGUAAGAAACCCGAUCCCGAACGUUGGCUCCCAUUGCGUGAUCGUUCGACAUACCGACCCAAGGGUAAGAAGGGAAAGCAAAGAGCCGCCGAUAGGACCCAAGGGGGUAUAGUGAAUGAUGAGGCAGCAACGCCGACGGCUGGCGUCGUUCAGCAGAAAAGUAGUGGGGGAAAGAAGAAGAAAGGCAAAGGAAAACGAUGA
This is a messenger RNA of Ophidiomyces ophidiicola, 1941 nucleotides long. It is a transcript of the gene srp72, whose product is annotated as Signal recognition particle subunit SRP72. NCBI's taxonomy places the organism in Eukaryota, Fungi, Ascomycota, Eurotiomycetes, Onygenales, Onygenaceae. Gene Ontology annotation, biological process: SRP-dependent cotranslational protein targeting to membrane. Gene Ontology annotation, molecular function: protein binding; ribosome binding; 7S RNA binding. The coding region runs from base 1 to 1941 and encodes 646 amino acids. The record is from RefSeq and is a predicted model, not a curated record. The transcript is spliced from 4 exons. Gene Ontology annotation, cellular component: signal recognition particle, endoplasmic reticulum targeting.